AUGUGGAACAUCUCCAACGCCAGCUUCUCCUGCUACCACGAGUCUGUGGUGGGCUAUCGUUACGUUGCUGUCGUCUGGGGGGUGGUGGUGACUGUGACAGGAACCGUGGGCAACGUGCUCACCCUGCUGGCCUUGGCCAUCCAGCCCAAGCUCCGUACCCACUUCAACCUGCUCAUCGCCAACCUCACAUUGGCCGACCUGCUCUACUGCACCCUUCUCCAGCCCUUCUCAGUGGACACCUACCUCCACCUGCACUGGCGCACGGGCGCCACCUUCUGCAGGGUCUUUGGGCUGCUCCUUUUCACGUCCAACGCUGUCUCCAUCCUCACCCUCUGCCUCAUUGCCCUGGGACGCUAUCUCCUCAUUGCCCACCCAAAUCUCUUUCCCCGAGUUUUCAGCGCCAAGGGGAUUGUGCUAGCACUGGUGGGCUCCUGGGUGGUGGGGGUGGCCAGCUUUGCCCCCCUCUGGUCCGUCUAUAUCUUAGUCCCUGUAGUCUGCACAUGCAGCUUUGACCGCAUCCGAGGCCGGCCCUACACCACCAUCCUUAUGGGCAUCUACUUUGUGCUCGGGCUCAGCAGUGUGGGCAUUUUCUAUUGCCUCAUCCAUCGCCAGGUGAAGCGCGCAGCAAAGGCGCUGGACCAGUACAAGCUGCACAAGGCAAGCAUUCGCUCCAACCACGUCGCUGGGACAGAUGAGGCCAUAUCUGGUCGUUUCCAGGAGCUGGACAGCGGGCUGGCAUCAGGAGUGCCCAGUGAGGGGAUUUCUUCUGAACCAGUCAGUGCUGCCACCACCAAGACUCUGGAAGAGGACUCAGCAGAAGUGCAGGGGCAGAACAACAGCAAACAAGCUAAGCAGACGGCAGAGAAAAGCCCUCAAGGCGCGCCCACUAACACCAAGCCAACUAGAGGAGUCCACAGAGCUCAGGACUCUCCGUCAGAGUUUGGGAAGGUGACUCGGAUGUGUUUUGCUGUGUUUCUCUGUUUUGCCCUCAGCUACAUCCCUUUCUUGCUGCUCAACAUCCUGGAUGCCAAGGUCCAGGCGCCCCGGGUUGCCCACAUGCUUGCUGCCAACCUCACCUGGCUCAAUGCUUGCAUCAACCCUGUGCUCUAUGCAGCCAUGAACCGCCAGUUCCGCCAAGCCUACGGCUCCCUCCUAAGACAAGGGCCCGGGAGUUUCCGUCGGCUCCGUUAGAAGCAUCU
Molecule: messenger RNA, 1199 nt
Organism: Talpa occidentalis (Iberian mole)
Lineage: Eukaryota; Metazoa; Chordata; Mammalia; Eulipotyphla; Talpidae
Gene: GPR84
Product: G protein-coupled receptor 84
Exons: 1
Coding region: 1-1191 (396 amino acids)
Biological process (GO): neuropeptide signaling pathway
Cellular component (GO): membrane
Molecular function (GO): urotensin II receptor activity
Source: RefSeq, a predicted model, not a curated record